AUGGCAAAACCUCGAAGAGUCCCUGGAAUUUUGGGCCUCAUUGCCUUAGGUAUCACAGCAUGCAUCGCCAUGAGGGCCCUUUGUAAGUAUUCUGGCCUGGUUGCUUUUCAACCCCCAACAGAAACUAGAAAGGGAAAGACAAACAUUUUGAUUAUUUCAAAUGCAAGAUCAGGAUCAUCGUAUCUUGGGCAAAUUUUCAAUCAUCACCCGCAGGUCUUUUAUAUCUAUGAACCUUUGAUAACAUUUCAAGUGACAUCGGUGCGUAACUCUUCACUCUACGAACAGACGGCACUGGGCCUCCUACGCGACAUUUUCAACUGCAGAUUUAAGCAGCAAACAGAGUUUUUAUCUUUCAUGUCGCAUAUGCAGCUCAAUCGCUUUUCAAGCCACGCCUUUACCUCGCCCUAUUGUAAAAACAUAACCAACGCGAAGGAUAAUCGAACUAUUAUUUAUUGCAAAGACUUAGAUCCCCUCAUAACUUCUUUGUCCUGCUCGCUUCACAGCCACACAGUAGUGAAAGUUCUCGCUCAUAGAUUGCCAUUUCUAGACGUUGAUCGUCUUCAACGUUUAUUGGCUCGCGAUCGAGAUAAUUUAAAAAUCAUUCACCUGAUGCGAGAUCCAAGAGCUGUCAUCGCUUCUAUGGAUCGUGUCGGCUGGGGUUUGGAAACUUCAGCAGUGAAAAUGGCUACGACAAACUUUUCUCAUUUUGCCAAUCUUGUGCAAAAGUUCUGUUCUAAUUCGAUAAGAACGCUGCGAUUGGCUCUGCUGGCUGAGAGUAAAUUCCCAGAUCGCUAUAAACUUGUCAGAUACGAGGAUCUGGUAAAAUUACCAUUAAAUGUUUCUCAAGGACUAUUUGAUUUUACCGGCAUUCCAAUGUCGGAUCAAGUCAUGAACUAUCUAAACAGUGGUACACAAUCACGUAACAGUGGGGCCAAUCACGCGUAUGGAACACUUAGGAAAAAUGCGUCUCUGUUGAUAGACGCUUGGAGAAAUCAAUUCAGUAUUGAAGCCGUACGAAUGGUGGAGUCACAAUGCUGGCCAGUUUUGGAAAUACUUCGGUACACACCUAUCCAUCGCCCGGUUCUGCUAGGCACGUGA
This is a messenger RNA of Pocillopora meandrina, 1098 nucleotides long. The record is from the annotation of a GenBank genome assembly. NCBI's taxonomy places the organism in Eukaryota, Metazoa, Cnidaria, Anthozoa, Scleractinia, Pocilloporidae.